GACCUUGCUGUAUCGGUCAAGAAAAUGUCUGAUCACUCUGACAAUAUGUUGGAGAUGGACCAAGGCACCAACGGAAAAACGGUCAAGAAGCGUCGACUUGUGUCUGCUGCAGAGUAUCAUUCCAGAUCAGGAUCUCAGGAGCGCAAAAAAUCCGAAGACAAAAUGAACGAUUUGCCUCACGCACCGAAGCCAAAGGCAGAGCGAAAGCUACCUCAAGCUUUAGCAGGUGGAUUUGAUAUCUUUAAUAUUUCUCCAAUUCCGCAGCGCAAACCUUUGCCACCGACUAUCAAGACCUCACCUGUGCCAAAGAAACAGUCAGCUGAAAGCCCCAGUGAGGCAAUGGAUUUGAAAAAGGUCAAGAAGGAAAUAGAAGAAGUUACCAUACCUAUGCCCAAGAAGAAGUUUUGGCCAUCACUAUCUCAUGCUAUACAAUAUCUGCCGUUGUACACUGUUCAACUUCAAGAGAUUGGAUCGCCCAAUGAAGAGCGAGCUUUGUAUGUGGUUGAUCUCCAAGUACGGCUACUUUUAGGCAGCAACAAUUUAUUUCAACAAUACCCUCAGCUUGAAAGACGUUUGGUCACGGCACGAGAAAAGGAGCGUCUAUGGUCGCCUUUAGCAUUCAUGGUAUCUGAGAAAUGCGCUCAAGCCGUCAAGGCUGGUCAUACUGGCAAAGACAAGGAAGAUUUCAACAUCAAGGUGGAGAAAGGCAGUGCGAUUGAUAUUGCACGAACUAAAGAGCAAGAAAAACAACGGUUCUUACAAACGGAGCUAUACUUUAUUAGACUCGAGCAAACGAUCUCCAUCAUCAAAAGUGAUUACUCUCAUCUUAGCAAUAAUUUGAUCACAAUUACUUUGGAUAUCGGGUAUUCACCUAACCGUGAACUAUCUCAUGACAAGCUUACAUAUCCAUCUACUAUACCAAAUGAAGCAGACGAACCUACUUCAAAAUCUGUCAAAUCGAACUCUACCCUUCCAACGUCUACCAACAUACCACAACAUGCUUCUACUCCAUUGCCCAUCAAGCGACCAGCCUAUGGCCUUCCUGCCAAGUUUGCUAUGAAGAUGCAAAAGUGUGGGCUGGGUCACAAGCGCGAUGUGUCAAAGUAGUUCAGA
This is a messenger RNA of Umbelopsis ramanniana AG, 1113 nucleotides long. RefSeq lists its product as uncharacterized. NCBI's taxonomy places the organism in Eukaryota, Fungi, Mucoromycota, Umbelopsidomycetes, Umbelopsidales, Umbelopsidaceae. The transcript has a single exon. The coding region runs from base 25 to 1107 and encodes 360 amino acids. The record is from RefSeq and is a predicted model, not a curated record.